This is a messenger RNA of Megalops cyprinoides (Indo-Pacific tarpon), 2957 nucleotides long. RefSeq names its product sorting nexin 17 (gene snx17). Gene Ontology annotation, cellular component: early endosome. Lineage: Eukaryota; Metazoa; Chordata; Actinopteri; Elopiformes; Megalopidae. Gene Ontology annotation, biological process: signal transduction; intracellular protein transport. The record is from RefSeq and is a predicted model, not a curated record. The transcript has 15 exons. Bases 707 to 2125 code for a protein of 472 amino acids. Gene Ontology annotation, molecular function: phosphatidylinositol binding.
AUGGCCCGUGAGCGAACGGUACAAGUGGAACGCUGUUGAACGUAAAUACCUCCAUCAUCAUUAAUAUGUAGCGAAGGAGGAUUUGUUAAAUCACAUUUUUAAAUGUCUGCUUUCUGUCAGCCGUGUUCAGAAGAAAUCCUUUUUAGGAGAAACGAGAGCUAGCUUCUCCGGCACCUUGAAUGUUUUUUCUUUCUCAUUCGUAUGUACCAUUAAGAGCUCAGACGGGGGUUUUCUGCAAAAACAAAGUACCCAUUUUCUAAAGGAGUUCCCUAGAAGUUGACACGUUACGCGAUUGAAUGGAAUUACCAACCCGUGUCGCUCUUUUUUGCUUCUGCAAAAGAUGUGUUAGCAUUUAUUUAGCGUUUAAGUGACAAAUUCUGCUAAAUACGGCGAAUAAACAGCGACAGCGAAGGCAGAAUUACUUUCAGUCGCAACAUGGCUGCUGUGGGGUUAUUAGGGAAAGUUUAGCUCUUGACUUCAAAUAAGUUUUGUUAAAAUUUAUUAAGUAACUGCUGGAGAAAGAAGACCCGUCUCUCAUCAGCUUUCAGUGGGCAAGAGACCGCAGUAAGUUGACCUUCCAAGGGAGACCGCUCGCUUCCUAAAUAGCCAUCCGGCUGUGCAUAGCUACCCCUUGGGCUGUUACAGUAGGUUUCUGGUUCCCCACAGAUCAUUGUUUGGAAGGACUUUGCGACAUUUGAAUAAUAAAAUGCAUUUUUCCAUUCCUGAGACGGAAGUUCGCUCCGGUGAAAAUGGAUCAACAUAUGUGGCCUACAACAUCCACGUCAACGGAGUUCUGCACUGUCGAGUCCGCUACAGCCAGCUCCUCGGCCUACACGAGCAGAUAAAGAAAGAGUACGGAAGCCAUGUGGUGCCUGCCUUUCCUCCAAAGAAGAUCUUCACCCUGACCCCAGCGGAGGUGGAGCAGAGGAGAGAACAGCUGGAGAAGUACAUGCAGGCAGUGCGUCAGGACCCCCUGCUCGGAGGCAGCGAGUUGUUCAACAGCUUCCUGCGAAAAGCUCAGCAGGAGACUCAGCAGAUCCCAACUGAGGAGGUUCACCUGGAGAUCUACCUGUCCAAUGGUCAGAAAGUCACUAUCAACAUUCUGACCUCAGAUCAGACCGAGGACGUCUUAGAGGCCGUGGCGUCCAAGUUGGACCUGCCGGAUGAGCUGGUGGGAUACUUCAGCCUGUUCCUGAUCCGGGAGGGGCUGGAGGGAGGCUGCACCUUUGUGCGGAAGCUGCAGGAGUUCGAGCUGCCCUAUGUGUCUGUCACCAGCCUGCGAAACCCGGAGUUCCACAUCGUCCUCCGUAAAAGUUACUGGGAUUCAGCCUAUGACAAUGAUGUCAUGGAUAACAGGGUGGGCCUGAACUUACUGUACGCCCAGACGGUGUCGGAUAUCGAGCGAGGAUGGAUCCUGGUGAAUAAAGACCAGCAUCGGCAGCUCAAGUCUUUGCAGGAGAAAGGCUCUAAGAAAGAGUUCAUCCGCCUGGCUCAGACGCUCAAGUAUUAUGGCUACAUCAAGUUUGACCCCUGCAUCACAGACUUCCCUGAGAAGGGCUGUCAUGUGAUCGUCAGCGCCGGCAACAACGAGCUCAACUUCCACGUCAAGCUGCCGAACGACCAGAUCAAGGAGGGCAGCUUCAAGGUCACGCGCAUGCGAUGCUGGCGUGUCACCUCCUCACAGGUCCCGGUGGCCAACGGCACACCCGCUCCCUGCGGAGCGGGGAAGUGUGAGGUCAAGCUGGAGCUGGCCUUCGAGUACCUGAUGAGCAAAGACCGCCUGCAGUGGGUCACCAUCACCAGUCCGCAGGCUAUAAUGAUGAGUAUCUGCCUGCAGUCCAUGGUGGACGAGCUGAUGGUGAAGAAAUCAGGAGGCAGCAUUAAGAAGAUGCUGAAGAAGCGUCACAAUGGUUCUAUUCAUCGAUCAGACAGUCAGCAAGCUGUGAAGUCCCCUCCCUUGCUGGACUCCCCAGACCCAAACAGGGAGCAGGUUGUCAAGCUGUCGACCAAGCUAACCUCCGUCACCCUGCGAGGGAUCAGCACCUCCAACUCCACCAGUGACAUCAGCGGCAACGAUUUCCAUGGCAACUACGCCUUCGAGGGAAUCGGAGACGAUGACCUGUAAACCCCCCCUUCUUACAGAUGACCAGAGAGGCACUGAGCUGGCCGAGACAGAUCUCUGAACAAAUUCUGCAAGAUUGUAGCCCACCUGAGUCCGACUGCUUGCUUCUCCUGCUUUGACCAGGGAGACAGAAUCGAGCCAGCUCAUGGCUUGCACUGAAAAAUCAGGGUUUUAGAUUCAGCGUAAAGAACCAGUCUCUAUUUUUGUCUUAUUGAUUGUGGUAAAUUCCCACAAUCUAACCAGUAUUCACUUGUCUACUAUAUCAAAAAUAUUCAUCAGAAUUACAAGUAUUACCUGUCUCUGUAUUCUGAAUGUUUUUGAGUAGGGUGGAGACGUUUUAAACUGCCUGUUUUCCGUGUGGUUGACGUUUCCCUUCAAAACCAAAAUGAUCAUUAAUCGGAUGGUCUUUAAUUAGUCCUGCCUUGCACCAGGGAAUCCUAGAAUUGCUUGCAACCUGAACGUUUUCUACGUUAUGGGGAAACCCAGAGUAAAUGUGUUGAAUUUCAUGCGCAGUAGGGAAGGAAGACUUCCUUUGCUUGUAUAAAGAAUAAGUCAAAGGCAGGAUGAAUUUUUCCGCAAAUCAUUCAGUAGCAGUUACUCUAUUUAAAACUCUAAGAUGCAAACCUGUGUGCAGUCUGUUUUUGGACUGGGCUGACAAUGGGGAUGUAAUGAGGGUAUUGGAAAAAACAUUACUAAAAAGAACUUAGCUGAUGCUGACAUCCUCCCAUUGCCACUGGGACAGAACAACUUCAAAGCCCGCAGUACCUAAAGAGACUCACAGCUGUGCCAUUUCUGACAAAGGGGCCCACGGCGAAUAGGAUUUAACACUAGUGAA